UAGAACAGUUCACCUGUCAAAAACUGCAAUGUGAACAAAGUUCGAUUGUGGUCGCGUUUGCGUGGAUUUUUUUUUAAUUCGGAGACAUAUUUUGAUUUCAAUCAACUUUUAAACAAGAGAAAUUUGCAGCAAUUAUGAAGCAAACAAGCGAGAAAUUCGACGUCGAAACGUACUUUCUGGAUCUGCUGCAAAAGGAUGACAGCCUAUCGUCGGGAAUUGCGGCCAUCAAGACGCUGCUGAUGGUCCUCGAGAAGACGGAAUUCGACACCGUCCAGGAGCUGCACUCGACGAUCCAGGCCGCGGUCCAGUCGAUGCGAAAUACGGACAAACCAAUGACGUCGGUCGUGUCGGGCAGUGAGCUGUUUUCCCGCUUCAUCACACUGGCCAAGUUCGACGACAAAACGAUGGCCGAGGUGCGGCAGAUUAUGCUUUCGCGGGGCAAGAUCUUCCUGGAGAAGCUGCUGGACAGCCGCAGCGUGGUGGCCCAUCGUGCGACCAGCUUCAUCCGGGACGGGUGUCGCAUUCUGACGCACGCCCGAUCGCGCACCGUGCGGGACACGUUGAUCCGGGCUGCCCGCGAGGACAACCGGCGCUUUCACGUGUACGUCACGGAGAGCUUCCCAGACCGGCAGGGCGUUCAGAUGCAGCGCGAGCUGCAGGCGGAGGGAAUCGAGUGUACGGUGAUCUUGGACGCGGCCGUCGGGUACGUGAUGGAAUCGGUCGAUCUGGUGAUGGUGGGGGCCGAGGGUGUGGUCGAAAGCGGCGGGAUCAUCAACCGGGUGGGGACGUUCACGAUGGCCAUGUGCGCGCGGGAGAUGAAGAAGCCGUUCUACGUGCUGGUCGAAAGCUUCAAGUUUGGCCGGUUGUACCCGCUGAACCAGAAGGAUCUGCCGGAUGAUUACAAGUACCCGAAGACGCGUCUGGGCGAGGACACGAGCAAGGUGCACCCGCUGGUGGACUACACGCCACCGGUUUACAUCACGCUACUUUUCACCGAUCUGGGCGUGCUGACUCCGUCGGCGAUCAGUGACGAACUUAUCAAGCUGUAUCUCUAAGGUUUGGUUCGUUUUGUGGCAAAAUAUAUGUUAUUUAAAUGAAAAUGCA
Molecule: messenger RNA, 1104 nt
Organism: Culex pipiens pallens (northern house mosquito)
Lineage: Eukaryota; Metazoa; Arthropoda; Insecta; Diptera; Culicidae
Gene: eIF2Balpha
Product: translation initiation factor eIF-2B subunit alpha
Exons: 3
Coding region: 135-1055 (306 amino acids)
Biological process (GO): translational initiation
Cellular component (GO): eukaryotic translation initiation factor 2B complex
Molecular function (GO): guanyl-nucleotide exchange factor activity; translation initiation factor activity
Source: RefSeq, a predicted model, not a curated record